AUGGAUGCCACAUUGUUCUCGGCCCAUCUUGUACGAGGGCUUACAGACAAAAUUUAUGAUAAACGCAAAUCCGCCGCUUUAGAAAUUGAAAGACUUGUACGUGACAAUGAAACGACCCCAGCUCACAUUACCGAAAUUAUCGAUACUCUUGUACAAGACUUUGUGUAUAAUAACAAUUCAAAUGCACGCAAUGGCGGCUUGAUUGGGUUAGCAGCUACAGCAAUUGCUCUUGGUCCUGCCGUUGCCCCGUACCUCGACAUCAUUGUUCCACCGAUCCUGUCAUGUUUCGGUCUCCCAGAUUCGCGAGUACGCUACUAUGCAUGUGAAAGCAUGUACAACAUUGCCAAGGUGGCCAAGGGCGAAGUUUUACGGUUCUUUAACAGCAUUUUUGACGCUCUAUGCAAACUAGCAGCGGAUCCAACAUUGACAGUGAAAAACGGAGCUGAUCUACUGGAUCGACUUAUUAAGGACAUUGUAUCCGAACUCUCGACAACAUACGUAUCGCCGCAUCAGGAACCAUACAACCCACCUGAAUCCGAACAAGAGACCGAUGAUUUGGUCGUGCCACGCUCAUUGCCACGCAACACGGCAUUCUCGCUACCUCGGUUUAUUCCGGUGCUCAAGCAACGAAUCUAUGUGAAAAACUCAUUUACUCGACAAUACCUCGUCUCGUGGAUUUCGGUACUUGACUCAAUCCCGGAUCUCGAACUUGUUUCGUUUUUGCCCGAAUUUCUGGACGGGUUAUUACAUUGCUUGAGCGAUCCAAGCCGUGACGUUCGAGUUGCUACGAGUGUUCUGUUGGGUGAAUUCCUUCAAGAAAUCAAGCAGGCAGCAGCUGUGCGCGACAACAAUGACUCAUAUGCGGACGAAGAGAUUAGUAGUCAUAGCAGUAGUGGAAAAGGUACCUAUGUACCAGGCCAAGGCGUGAUUGUUCAGUAUGAUAGGAUCGUCGAAACGCUCGUUCAGCAUUUGAGCUCGCCCGAAGAAGAUAUUCAACGUACAGCUUUGCAAUGGAUGAAUGAGUUUAUUUCGAUUGCUAAGGAUGUGGUAAUCCAAUUCACGCCUAGAAUUAUUUUGGCUGUAUUGCCGUGUUUGGCGCAUCCUACAUUGGUGAUUCAGACAACAGCGAAAGAAACGAACGAGAAUCUCCAGAGGCUCGUUUUGGAGGCAUCUACUCAGUCAACAACAACAACAACAACAACAGCUGAUAUGUCGUCGUCACCACCUGCGGUAAAGGCAAACAGCUCUCCUUCAUCUGGUGCUGUAACCGCUGCACCCGUUAGUGUUGCUGCUGCUGUUACGACUACUACAGCACCCACGGACCAACAGCCUCAGCAACAAGAAACAGAUAUUUCAGGAGAUCUGGAUGUGGAUGCAUCUCCACCUCAAGAUCGAUCAGUGGACGAAGAACCUUUUGACUACCAGGCGACGGUAUCUAACCUACGACUCCAAUUCUUGAAUGAAAACAAGGAUACUCGAGUGGCAAGUCUGGAAUGGCUUUUAAUGUUGCACAAAAAAGCGCCAACCAAGAUCCUGGCAUCCGAUGACGGCACGUUCCCAGCUCUACUAAAAACAUUGUCGGACUCUUCCGAUGAGGUGGUGCGACGCGACCUACAACUUUUGGCGCAAAUAUCAUCACAUUCUAAUCAUGAAUACUUUCGCCAUUUCAUGACCAACUUGCUUUCCUUGUUUAGCACUGAUCGUGAUUUGCUUGAAACCAGAGGCAGUUUGAUUAUUCGACAAUUAUGUCUAAGCUUGGACCCUGAACGGAUAUAUACCACAAUCGCUGAUAUUCUCGGCAAUGACGAGGAUCUGGAAUUUGCAAGCAUUAUGGUACAGAACUUGAAUCUAAUACUAAUCACCGCUUCUGAACUGUCUGAUUUACGGAAGCGUUUACGUAACCUGGAUCACAAGGAUGGUCAACGUCUGUUUAUUACGCUUUAUCGAUCAUGGUGCCAUAAUGCAGUAGCAACGUUUUCGUUGUGUCUGUUGGCCCAAGCGUAUGAGCAUGCUGCCAACAUGCUUCAAAUAUUUGCCGAGCUUGAGAUCACUGUGAGCAUGUUGAUCCAAGUUGACAAGUUGGUACAGUUACUUGAAUCUCCAGUGUUUACCUAUCUACGGUUGCAACUACUUGAACCUGAAAAACAUCCCUAUUUGUUCAAAUGCCUGUAUGGUAUAUUGAUGCUUUUGCCACAAUCAUCUGCAUUCUCAACCUUGCGGAACCGGUUGAGCAGCGUCUCCUCCUUGGGCUUUUUCCAUAUGAUGCCAAAUAAAAGCAUACCUCAAACAGAACCAUCGACAACAAAACUACGAGGGACAAGCAAAUCAUCAAAGACCAAUGAAGAUGGCAUCAAGUUCCAAGAACUGCUACAACACUUUAAAACAGUACAAUCACGACAUGAACGCGAACCCUCAUUCCAUAAUUAUCGUGACGAUAGCAGCAACAACAACCUUGUUAGCAAUGGUAUCAGCAAUGGCAGUGGCACGAUCAAUAAUUCCAAAGUUGGCAGCAAUGCCACGGGCACUACGAGUACCAGUAGUGGUCUAUUAAACAAACGUGGUGGUGGCAGUGGUACCGAUGGAACAGGUACUGGUAACGUGGGAAACGAUCCACGAACCGGUAACAACGGAAAUGGAUUAAACCAUCAACAUCACAACAACACUGGUAGUACAAGCAGCAGUGCUCAACAACACUUCAUGCGUGCCACUAGUCAUACUGCACGGGUAGCACCGCGGAAAACGACAGCUGCAGGAAUGGGAGGUGGUGGUGGACGUAAAUAA
This is a messenger RNA of Zychaea mexicana, 2781 nucleotides long. RefSeq names its product vacuolar protein 14 C-terminal Fig4p binding-domain-containing protein. Bases 1 to 2781 code for a protein of 926 amino acids. Gene Ontology annotation, biological process: positive regulation of kinase activity; phosphatidylinositol biosynthetic process. Gene Ontology annotation, cellular component: PAS complex; fungal-type vacuole membrane; endosome membrane. The transcript is spliced from 12 exons. NCBI's taxonomy places the organism in Eukaryota, Fungi, Mucoromycota, Mucoromycetes, Mucorales, Lichtheimiaceae. The record is from RefSeq and is a predicted model, not a curated record.